UCAUUACAUUAGCUGCAGUAUUAUUAUAUGUGUAUAGACGUAUUUCAUUCUCUACCUCUCAUCGCUAGUCACAGAUAUGUGAUUAGUUAACUUCGACCAUUAAGAUUUCUUUGCACUAUUAUGAAAAGAGACCUUUGGUCAUAAUUAUAAUUAUAUAAAUACAAUAGUAAAUAAACGAAAGAGCAGAGAGAAAUACGAAAUAAAUAUUAAAUAUAUUUUAUGUAUCGAUAGUUUGAUAGUACAAAUUGUAUUAUAAAAAUGUCUAUGUUACGUGCCGUGUCAUUCAGGUGUCACAGUCAUUUUUCAACAAUUUCAAGAUAUGUCUUGCAAGGAAAGAGUCAGAAUGUAUGGAAAGUAGCAAAACAAGAAUUUACAAAGGUUGCUCAACAAAGUGUUAAAGAAAGUACAAAUGACUCUAAGCUUAUUUCAUUAAUUUUUAAGUUUGGCUUUGGUGGACUUGGAGUAACGACUGCUUGUCUCUUAAAGCCAUGUAAUCAAAUAGUAAUCUGUAGAGAAGCUAAGAUAGUAAGUGACAUAAAAUCUGAAAAUCCUGAACUGACCUUCAAAUGGAAAAAAUUUUUUAAAUAUUUGUAUCCACAUAUUUGGUAUUUAGUGAUAGCACUAUCAAGUGCAAUAAUAGUUGCAGUGUUGAACAUUCAAAUUCCACAAUCCGUUGGAAGCAUUAUAAAUGUACUGACAAAAAUUUGUCAAAGUAAAAAUGAUUCCACAAAAAAUGUUAUUUUGCAACUUGCUCAACCUGCUUUUAUCUUGGCACGCAUGUAUAUUGCACAAGCUUUUUUUACAUUUUUAUAUAUUUAUACACUUUCACAUGUUGGUGAAAGAAUUGCAGUGAAUUUACGUCAGGAUCUAUUCAAGUCCAUUAUUAUGCAGGACGUGUCGUUCUUUGACAAAACACGUACUGGUGAAAUAGUAAGUCGAUUGACCAGUGAUAUUCAAGACUUUAAAAGCUCAUUUAAAAUCUGCAUUUCUCAAGGUUUGAAAAGCUGUACGCAAAUUAUUGGUUGUAUCAUCUCUGUAAUAGCAAUAUCACCAGAAUUAGCCACUGUUGUGGUGUUCAAUUUACCAACGAUAAUUUUUGUUGGUACUCUACUUGGCCGAAGUUUGCGAAAGUUAUCGAUGGAAGCACAGAAUCAAGUUGCAAAAUCGACUGCUGUUUGCGACGAGGCUAUACAAAACAUUCGAACGGUAAGAGCUUUCGCCGCGGAGGAAAAAGAGGUGGAAAUGUUUUGCAAGGAGUUUGAGCGUUCUUCCGAACUGUAUGAGAAAUUAGGUCUAGGCAUAGGCUUCUUCCAAGCAGGAACCAAUUUAUUGGUCAACGGUAUUUUACUUUCCACGCUAUAUUUCGGCGGUCAGUUACUUUCCACAGGAUUUUUGACUCCAGGAGAUCUCAUGGCAUUUUUAAUGGCCACACAAACCGUACAGAAGUCUCUGGGCCAAUUAUCGGUACUUUUCGGAACUUACAUGAGGGGAAUCAGCGCGGGUGCCAGAGUUUUUCAAUAUUUGGAUAUGCCACCUUCGCCAAUGAUGAUCGGAGGCGACAUAAUCACGGAUCAAUCUCUGGCGGGGGAUAUAGUUUUCAAAAACGUGAAGUUCAGUUAUCCUACUAGACCUGAUCACGCUAUCUUAAAAGACUUCAACUUGCACAUUCCUGCUGGGAAAACAGUGGCUAUUGUCGGUACCAGUGGUAAUGGAAAAUCGACUGUGGCUGCGUUACUAGAAAGAUUUUACGAUGUGGAUGAAGGUUCUAUUAUUAUUGACGGCCAAGAUAUCAGAUCACUCAACUCGAGCUACCUCAGAGGCAGUGUUUUGGGCUUCAUAAAUCAAGAACCUACUCUAUUCGCUACCAGCAUCAUGGAAAACAUUAGAUAUGGGAAGCAAGACGCGACAGAUGAAGAGGUUAUUGAGGUAGCUAAAGAAGCGAAUGCACAUAAUUUUAUAACAAAAUUCCCGGACGGAUACGCGACCGAAGUUGGCGAGAGGGGUAUACAGCUCUCAGGUGGACAAAAGCAACGAGUUGCUAUUGCCAGAGCUCUAUUAAAACAGCCAUCCAUCUUAAUUCUCGACGAAGCUACAAGCGCAUUGGAUUAUGAGAGCGAGAGGGUUGUUCAAAAAGCGAUAGAAAAUGUUACGAAAGGUAGAACGGUGUUGGUGAUUGCGCAUAGAUUAAGCACCAUUAAAAAUGCUGACAUAAUCGUCGUGUUACAACGCGGUGUAAUUGUGGAGAUGGGUUCGCACUCGAAACUAAUCGAUCGGAAAGGCGUUUAUUACACGCUCGUUAACGAACAAGAAAAAGAGAACAUGUAAUAUUAGUAACAUUUAGAACGAAUUACUUUUGAUACAGCUAUGAUCAAUAUUAUCAUAUCAGGUAUCACUGGUUCUUAUUUUCCUGGAAUCCGUAGGGUAAUUUUUCUUUUUCUCUUGUACAUCUCUAUAUGUGCGUGUAGAAAAUCAUUUUAUUGACGUAACUUGGUGAUGACUACCUCAGAGAUGGAUAAAGAAGUACUAGAAAUAAUAAUAAUAAAUUAUUAUUUUAUCUAUAUA
This is a messenger RNA of Odontomachus brunneus, 2562 nucleotides long. Its product is annotated as mitochondrial potassium channel ATP-binding subunit. The coding region runs from base 259 to 2325 and encodes 688 amino acids. Gene Ontology annotation, molecular function: ABC-type oligopeptide transporter activity; ATP hydrolysis activity; ATP binding. The record is from RefSeq and is a predicted model, not a curated record. Gene Ontology annotation, biological process: transmembrane transport. Gene Ontology annotation, cellular component: membrane. Lineage: Eukaryota; Metazoa; Arthropoda; Insecta; Hymenoptera; Formicidae. The transcript has 10 exons.